This is a messenger RNA of Penaeus indicus, 1910 nucleotides long. Its product is annotated as 5-hydroxytryptamine receptor 6-like. Gene Ontology annotation, biological process: G protein-coupled receptor signaling pathway. Gene Ontology annotation, cellular component: endosome; plasma membrane; signaling receptor complex. The record is from RefSeq and is a predicted model, not a curated record. The transcript is spliced from 9 exons. Lineage: Eukaryota; Metazoa; Arthropoda; Malacostraca; Decapoda; Penaeidae. The coding region runs from base 201 to 1910 and encodes 569 amino acids. Gene Ontology annotation, molecular function: G protein-coupled receptor activity.
UGGCAGUUGCGUAGAGGCUCUCCCGUGCUUGAGAGUCAUUCUGUUUGGCUGUUUGUAGAUCCGGGAGUUUUCAAGGAAUGCCGUACAUACGUCGUGGUUUUUUAUGAGGCGGGUGAAGUGAAGCGACGCGAUGUCUCGGUGUCCAGUGCUGAUUCUUGCAGAUUGUUAGUUACUGGAAGCAGGAGGGAAAUCCGUCGAGUAUGGUCACCGCAUGGCACCCAGAUGGCCAUGAAGUAGGCCACGUGGCCUCUCUUGUGGCCAUGUCCCUCCUCACCGCCCUCUCGUUGCUGGCCAACCUGCUGGUGACGGCGGCGGUGCUAGGAAGCCCGCAGCUCAGGACAACGUGGAACAACUGCUUUGUCUUGAAUCUGUGUCUGACGGAGGCGGCGGCUGCGGUGGUGGUGCUGCCGCUCUCCGUCACCGCCUUCGUCAGCGAGCCCGAGGAGCUGGCCCCGGGACUCUGCGUCUUUGCGCACUUUUUCCACUCCUGUCUGGUCAACGUGAUUACCUGGACGCUCUGCCUCAUUAGCGUGGACAGGCACUACUUGAUCCUGAUGCCCAUGACGCACGCCGCGGAGGUGACGCUGUUCCGGGCGCUGGUGGCGAUCCUGGUGGUGUGGGCCGUCAGCGUUCUGCCUGCGGGGUACCUGAUCGUGACUGCAGAGCCAUGGCGUGGAGGCACCGUGUGCUGCGCGUGGGGCCUCGGGGUAUCCUCGUCCAACACAGGUUACGUCCUAACUGUGGCACUCCUGGAGUUCCUAAUUCCUGCCCUCACUAUGCUCUCCAUGUACGCGUCUAUUUUCAGGGUCGCUUGGCGUGCAGUACGGCGCGUGGUUCCCGUGACAACUCAAGUACAAACCAUCAGCGAGAGAGUGACGAGCAAGGAGGAGCCGCUCGUCGCCAGGAGCAUCUUCUCUCUCCUCCCGGCAAUCGAGGGAAGAGCCUUUCCCUUGGGCAAGGACGUCGUGGGCAAAACGAACGCAAACGACCGCACAGCGGAGCAGAGCAGGGGAGGCGUCUUUGGGUUGGUGUCGCCGUUUCUGGGCCACGAGGCUGAGGAAGCGACGUCCGUUUUAACGCCGAUAGACGGGUUCUUAGACAGCGUGACGUGGGUGGCUGGCACGCCCACUCCCACCUCGCCCUCCACCUCCGCCACGCUCAUGCUCUCCGCCUCAGCCUCCUUCGGGGAAUCCUAUCCCAAGACGAAGCUCGGGAAAAUGGCGAGUAACUCCGGACCGCGCGGAGCUUCUGGCCAAGGUAAGGCCAAGAAAGCUGCCCGGACCCUUCUGCUGGUGGUGGGGACCUUCUGGAUCCUCUGCGGCCCUUACUACGUCUUCAACACGUACGUGGCUCUAGCGCACCUGGCUCCCGACGCGUAUAGCGAAGCCAUGGAGGAAGGUUUGAAGUUGCUGAAGGUGGCCCUCGAAGAGCGGAGGAGCGUCGAGGUGACACUCAAGCAGCUGGAACAGACGCUGAACUACACCCUUCAUAACGCUAGUCUGCCUUGUAGGAUUAGCUCUCAGGUGGGCGGGGAAAAGGCGCAGGUACUGGAGACUUUGGCUCAUCUCACAGAAUGGCUCCUCUAUGGCUCCCUCCUCGUUAACCCUUUCCUAUACGGACUCCUCAAUCGAGCCAUUCGGACGCAGCUCUUUCGUCUGAUGGAGGGCGCUUGGAAUUCGUGCUGGGGGUGCGGCCGCGAGAACAAGAUCGCGCCUUCGGAUGCCUUUGUGUCGGAGGACGCGAGUGAGGCCGAAGGAGUGGAGGAUGACCUGCCCGGCCACGACCAAGAGAGCCUCGAGAAUAUCCUAGAAUUCCUUCAGAGGACUGCAGACAAAGGUCAAAUUGCCAAGGAGAAGGAGCAGUCAAGAAAUAUACUAGAUGUUUCCAGCAACUGUCCCUCAGUAUUGUGA